Molecule: messenger RNA, 1152 nt
Organism: Carcharodon carcharias (great white shark)
Lineage: Eukaryota; Metazoa; Chordata; Chondrichthyes; Lamniformes; Lamnidae
Product: leptin receptor-like
Exons: 7
Coding region: 1-1152 (383 amino acids)
Biological process (GO): cytokine-mediated signaling pathway
Cellular component (GO): external side of plasma membrane
Molecular function (GO): cytokine receptor activity; protein binding
Source: RefSeq, a predicted model, not a curated record
AUGGGAUUGCACUUCCACAACAUGGAACUCUGGCUUUGGGUUGGAUCUGGAACUUCAACAGAACGCAGACCUAGGAGUGGGAAGUGGCGAGAGGGAGUUUCUAUUUCAAGUUUUGCAUAUGACCCAGUAACAACCUUUGAGAUUCCUGCUUCGAAUUUUACAAUGCUGUGCACACUGCACAAGCAAGCAGCUGUCGUAAAAGGCAGAAGCUGGCAGCUACACCCACGUAGGAAUUCAAAUAGUCGCCACUCUUGGCUUCAUGAGCAUGUGAGAAAUGCAAACACAUCGCGUUCAAAUAGCACCAGCCCAAAAGGAUUGCAUAGCCAAGAUGGCUUCAGUUGUUGCCUCUGGAAAGAAGCUGAUAUGCAUUGCCCUGCACAUUUCAUCACAGAACAAAGUAUCAGAAUGAACAUCAAAUGUUGGACAGCUGGAGACUUUACACAGUUGGUUUGUGACAUGAAACCAAGCGACUGGAAGAUCAAGAAGUUAGUAAACUGCAGGAUGUACCAUUUGAAUGCACUAUCAUUUGACCAGAAGGAAGGCAACUUGUCAAUGUUUGUUAGUAACUGCUAUCAGCAGCACACAAUUAAGUGCAUUAUAUCUUCCAUUGACCUAAAUCGCAAGUAUUUCAUGUGGAUAGAAUUGAUCACCAAUUCUGAAACCUUCCAGUCUUCUUUGAUGUUUGUCACACCUAUUAAUGUAGUUAAGACAAAUCCUCCAUUAAAUCUUCAAACUGAAAUGACAUCUGAAGGAUUUUUCAAACUAAGUUGGACAGGUCCAAAUCCUGAACCAUAUCUGGUCCAGUUUGAAGUAAAAUACUCUACAGGCACCCCAGAAAGAGUCUGGAAGGUUAAGGAUGUCUGGGAAAACUCUUUGAUCCUACGUGAUUUGCAGAGUGACCUUUCUUACCUAGUUGUUGUUCGCUGUAAGUGCCGCAGUGGGCCAGGGUUUUGGAGUGAUUGGAGCAAUCCUAUUCAGCUGGAUGUACAGGGCCUUUUCAUUUUCGGUGAGUGUGCUGCCGACUCUGGCGUGUGCCUGCCGACCGAACUAUCGAGCAACUGUGCGUUGACAUCCUCAUACUCGGCCGAUAUCAACGCGUGUCAUUUGACACUCGGUCAAGUCGGGCAUGCACGCGUCCCACCAGCCGAGUGA